Molecule: messenger RNA, 2109 nt
Organism: Hansenula ciferrii
Lineage: Eukaryota; Fungi; Ascomycota; Saccharomycetes; Phaffomycetales; Wickerhamomycetaceae
Product: mismatch repair protein MLH2
Exons: 1
Coding region: 1-2109 (702 amino acids)
Biological process (GO): mismatch repair
Cellular component (GO): MutLalpha complex
Molecular function (GO): ATP binding; mismatched DNA binding; ATP-dependent DNA damage sensor activity
Source: RefSeq, a predicted model, not a curated record
AUGCCCCUCAAACACAUAGAUCUCAAGUCAAUCCAUUCAAUAACUUCAUGUGCAAAUAUAUUCUCACCCGUUUCAGUUAUAAAAGAAUUAAUUGAAAAUUCAAUUGAUUCUAAUGCUACUUCUAUAAUAAUAACUUUAGAUUCAAUGACAUGUGGUUUAAAAUAUAUAAAUAUAAUUGAUAAUGGUCAAGGAAUCCCCAAGGAAGAUAGACAUUUAAUAUGCCAAAAUCAUACAACUUCAAAAAUUAGUGAUAUAAGUGAUAUACAAGGUAUAUCUACCUUAGGAUUCAGAGGUGAAGCUUUAUUCUUUAUAAAUCAAUUAACUUGUCAGAAUAAUAUUGGUUCAAUGGAAUUUAUAACAAGAUCAACUGGGGAUACCAUUGGUUCACAAUGGAAAAUUGGUAUGAAUGGUGAUAUUAUAGGUAACCCCAAACCCAUUGCAAUGAACAAAGGAACUCAAUUAACAAUUAAAAAUAUUUUUAAAUCAACUCCUGUUAGAUACAAAAUUUUAUCAAAAUUAAAAUCUCAAAACAUUGAAUCUUUACAAAAAUUAAUAUUCAAUUAUUCAAUAAUUCAUCCUCAUAUAAGAUUUCAAUUAAAAUUCAUAAAUAACCAUAAUAAAAUAACUCAAAAUAUAAUUUAUAAUUCCAACACACCCAAUAUAACAAAAUUUAUCCAAAAAUUAAACAUCCCACAAAAAAUACCCCAAUUAUUUGAAUUUCAAAAUCAAUCAAUUGAUCAGGAUUGGUCAUUUAAUACAAUAUUACCAAUAAUGGAUACAUCAUCUCAUCUUAUAACUUCUAAAAACAUGAUUAUAAUUUCAAUAAAUAAAAGAAUAUUAAAUCAUAAUCAAUAUAAUUCUACAGGUUGGAAAUUAUGGAAAUUAAUAAAAUCACUAUAUUCUGAGUUAAAUCUUUUUAAACCUGGGGUAUGGGUAUUAGAAUUAGAAACAAAUAAAAGACAUUUGAUUGAUGUUAAUGUUGAACCUGAAAAAAAUGAUGUUUUAAUUCAUGGAUUGGAGGGGUUGAUUGAGGGGUUGAGAGAAAAGUUGAUUGGGUUGGUUAGGGAGAUUCAUGGGAUUAAUAGAAUUGAUGAAAUUAAUAAUAAAACUAAAAAUAAUAAUUAUAAUAAUAAUACUAGUAAUAAUAAUAAAAUUGAAGAUGAAGUUGAAGAAGUUGAAAUUGAGGAUAAUGAUGAAGAAAUUGAAAUAUCAAGAGUUCAUAACAAAAAUAUUGAUUUAUAUGAUUCAGAUGAUUUAGAGUUAGAAGAUCAAUUAAAUAAAGAGAUUGACAAUGAUAAACAAUACAAGGAAAAAGAAGUUGAAGAAAUUGAAGUUGAUGAUGAUGAAGAUCUAGAAUUAGAACAAGAUCAAAAUCUAAGAUUAAAACCAAAAAUUGAUGAUAAAGAUAUUGAACCAAUCUCUAAUUCAAAUGAUUUAAUCAAUACUUCAAAUCAACAAACUACAUCAUCACAAGAUAUAGAUUGGAGUACAAAUAUGUAUGAUAAAUUAUCAUCAAGAUCUUCAACUUUAGAUCAACAACCAAUUAUGGAAUUAAUUGAUGAAGAUUUUAAUAUUUCUAAAAAUUUAAAUAUUUCAAAUCCAUUUACUUUAAUGAAUUUACAGAAAAAGGGGAAUAAUAGUAAUUAUUUAAUAACUCCUGAUAAUUCUGUUGAAAAAAUUGAUAAUGAUGAUAUUGAAGUUAAUGAAGUUGAUAAAAUCAACAAUAAAGAUGAAAUUAUUGAAGUUAAUGAAGUUAAUAAAACUAAUACAAGUAAAUCAAAGAAUACUAAACUUCCAAUUCAAUCAAGAUUAUCAACAAAACCUCAAACCAUCAAACAAAAUAAAUUCCAUAAACCCAAUAAAAUCCAUAAAAUCCACCCAAAUAGAUUACUUUUACAAAAUUAUGAAUAUCUACAAAGUUAUAAAUUAAAAUUCCCCAUACCUUCUCAAAUAACCGCAAUUCAAAAUGAAGAAAUAAUUAAACCUUUGGAAAUUAAUAACUCUUUAAUUUCCCAAAAUUUAUUUGACUAUUAUAACUCGCUAUCAAAUGUUGAAUUGAAGAAAUUUGAUAAUCUUGAUUGGUUUUAUAUUGGUUCAAAAGGUAAGUAA